UUGAGUACUGCGUCUCUCUCCUCUCUUUGUUGUGAAAUUCUCAGAGCGACGAACAGUGGAGCUUCAGAAUGAAGGCAAUUUGGAUGAAUUGCUUGCGGAUCUGAGGCGAGUUUGGCGAGGCACAUUGAAUCGGAGGUGAGUGAAGAAUGAGCGGAGCGAGACUGUGUGGUUUGUUGGUGGAAUUGGGGUACAAAGGGCCGGAGGGAGUAGUAUUAGACCCCGACAGCUUUGAAUGGCCCUUCCAAUACGAUGACGCUCGCCCCAUCCUGGACUGGCUCUGCUCCAGCCUACGCCCCUCCAAUGUCCUCUCCGCCUCGGAGCUUUCUCAUUACGAGCAAUUUCUACAAGAAGGGAAGCUACUGGAGGGGGAAGACUUGGAUUUUGCUUAUGAUAGCAUAUCAGCCUUUUCAAGUAGGAGAGACAACCAGGAGGCUGUUUUUGGUGCUGAAGAAGGAUUGAAAGACAUACGGGAUGCUACUUUAGCGUUUAAAGCUGAGGCCUUAGAAUUGCAGAAACAGCUAAAGCAACUGCAGACUCAGUAUGAUUUGCUCACUGGCCAGGCGUCAGCUUUGAUCCAAGGAAGAAGGGCUCGAGUUGCAGCAACUUCUACAGUCAAUGGACAGCUUACUUCUAUAGAGGACAGCCUUUCAGCCAGAAAUUUAGAGAUGAAUGCAGUUCUUGGAAGGAUUGCUUCUACAUCUCAAGAGUUGGCUCAUUAUCAUUCAGGGGAUGAUGAUGGCCUUUACUUGGCUUACUCUGAUUUUCAUCCAUAUUUGGUUGUGGAUGCUUCUUGUAUGAAGGAGCUGAAUCAGUGGUUUGCUAAACAACUGGAUACGGGUCCUUAUCGGCUCGUUGUUGAGGAGGGCAAAGCUAAAUGCUCUUGGGUGAGUCUUGAUGAUAUUUCAAAUGUCUUGGUACGAGAUAUAGAGAAAUCACAUCAUCAACGUGUAUCGGAAUUGCAAAGGCUUCGUUCUAUAUUUGGAACUAGUGAAAGACAGUGGGUAGAAGCUCAAGUUGAAAAUGCUAAGCAGCAAGCCAUUCUCAUGGCACUUAAAGCUCAAGUAACGUCAGAUGAAGCUCACAUUCAUCUUGAUCUCCAUUCUCUUCGGAGAAAGCAUUCUGAACUGAUGGGUGAACUUUCAAAUCUCUAUCACAAAGAAGAGAAGUUAUCUGAGACUAUUCCCGAUCUUUGUUGGGAACUGGCACAGCUUCAAGACACUUACAUUCUGCAAGGUGAUUAUGAUUUAAAGGUCAUGCGGCAAGAAUUCUAUAUAAAUCGGCAAAAAGCAUUCAUCAAUCAUCUGAUUAAUCAGCUAGCAAGGCACCAGUUUUUAAAAUUAGCUUGUCGGUUGGAAAAGAAGAAUAUGCUUGGAGCUUAUUCAUUGCUCAAAGUUAUUGAGUCAGAGCUGCAGGGAUACCUGUCAGCAACUAAAGGCCGUGUGGGUCGUUGCGUAGCAUUAAUACAAGCUGCAUCUGAUGUACAAGAACAAGGAGCAGUGGAUGAUCGAGAUACUUUUCUGCAUGGCAUUAGAGAUCUCUUGAGCAUUUAUUCUAAUGCUCAAGCUGGAGUUUCAACAUAUGUAUCAGCACCAGGCAUUGUUCAACAGAUUUCUGGCCUUCAGUCAGAUUUGAUGUCCCUUCAGUCUGACUUAGAGAAUUCCCUUCCUGAGGACAGAAACAGAUGUAUCAAUGAACUGUGCACACUCAUUCAAAAUUUACAGCAACUGCUUUUUUCAUCAUCAACAACUGCACAGCCAAUCUUGACACCUCGGUCAUUGAUGAAAGAACUUGAUGAAAUGGAAAAGAUCAAUGCAAAACUCUCUGCUGCUGUUGAAGAAGUGACACUUGAACAUUGCAAGAAGAAUGAAAUAGUAAAACAUCAUUCACAAGAGGUGGGCCUUCAAAGGCGGGUUUUUGUUGACUUCUUCUGUAAUCCAGAGCGUCUAAGGAAUCAGGUCAGAGAACUGACUGCCCGGGUCAGGGCUUUGCAAGCUUCAUAGUUACAAUGGCUAUGGAGCCAUCAGGUGAGCAUCUGAGCAUGUGUUAGUGAGUUGCAAUAUCUGUUAUAUUUGUGGUGGAUGCUGAACUGUGUUGCUUGGUUUAUUAAGCCUAUAAAUGCCCUCACAUUUCUUUAUCACCAACCAUAGCCUGUGCCACCACUUGGUACAGACAGACAAUAGUAAUUAAGUAAAUAGUUUCUCUCCAUCAAGAAUCAUCAGUUUUGGAGUUGUUCGAAACAUCACUUGGUUGUGCUGUGGAUGCCAAUUCGACUUCUUUUUGCGGGGAAGCAGCAGCAGCACACUUCUUGGAGGGCUGAGCCUGUUUGCUGUUGUUGGAAUUUGUCUUCUGAGGUCUAAUGUUAGUGUCACCAUAUCUAUGAGAACUGGCAUUUGAUCCCUUUCUUUGUUUGUUGUUGGUGAUCUUUGAAAACCAUGCCUUCAUCUUGAUGCUAGCCCUGUAAUUGAUUGGUGUGUGACUUCAUCAUCAUGGAAAUCAUGUUUUUCCAAAUACAACUUAAAUUCAGUAA
This is a messenger RNA of Diospyros lotus (date-plum), 2527 nucleotides long. Its product is annotated as AUGMIN subunit 3. The coding region runs from base 147 to 2000 and encodes 617 amino acids. Gene Ontology annotation, cellular component: mitotic spindle; centrosome; HAUS complex. The record is from RefSeq and is a predicted model, not a curated record. Gene Ontology annotation, biological process: centrosome cycle; spindle assembly. The transcript has 18 exons. Lineage: Eukaryota; Viridiplantae; Streptophyta; Magnoliopsida; Ericales; Ebenaceae.